GGGGCCGUCGCCAUGGGAACCAAUCCCGGCUCCGCGUUGCUAUGGAGACGCCGGGAGCUCCGCCCCCCCCCCCGGGCGCUGUGAUGAGCGGCGGCGGCCUCAGCGCGGAGCGACAGCGGAGCUCAGCCCCCGCCAUGCUGUCCCCCACCGACUACGACCACGAGGAGAUCCAGGAGCGCUACAGCGACAUCAACAACCGCUGGGAGGACAACGGGGGGGGCGACGAGUGGGACCAUGAGGGCAGCUCAGCGCGGCGCUUCGAGAGAUCCCGCAUCAAAGCGCUGGCGGACGAGAGGGAGGCGGUGCAGAAGAAGACCUUCACCAAAUGGGUGAACUCCCACCUGGCGCGCAGCACCGCCCGCAUGGCCGACCUCUACUGCGACCUCCGCGACGGCCGAAUGCUGCUGCGGCUGCUCGAGGUGCUGUCGGGGGAGGCGCUGCCGAAGCCCACCAAGGGCCGGAUGCGGAUCCACUGCCUGGAGAACGUGGACAAAGCGCUGCAGUUCUUAAAGGAGCAGCGCGUCCAUUUGGAGAACGUCGGCUCCCACGACAUCGUGGAUGGAAACCACCGCCUUACGCUGGGCCUCGUCUGGACCAUCAUCCUCCGCUUCCAGAUUCAGGACAUCAGCGUGGAGACGGAGGACAACAAGGAGAAGAAGUCAGCCAAGGAUGCGCUGCUGCUGUGGUGUCAGAUGAAGACAGCGGGGUACCCCAACGUCAACGUGCACAACUUCACCACGAGCUGGAGGGACGGGAUGGCCUUCAACGCCAUCAUCCACAAACACCGGCCGGACCUGGUGGACAUGGAGGCGCUGCGGCGCUGCAACGCGCACUACAACCUGCAGAGCGCCUUCAAUGUGGCUGAGAGAGAACUGGGGCUGACCAAACUGCUGGACCCUGAGGAUGUGAACGUGGAGCAGCCCGACGAGCGCUCGGUGAUGACAUACGUGGCCACACUGUACCACUACUUCUCCAAAAUGAAAGCGUUGGCCGUGGAGGGGAAACGCAUCGGGAAGGUGCUGGAGGCGGCGCUGGCGGCGGAGCGUUUGGUGCAGCGCUAUGAGGCGAUGGCGGCGGAGCUGCUGGGGUGGAUCGACCGCACCGUGAUGGCACUCAAUGAGCGCCAGUGGGGAUCUAUGGGGCUGAGCGGGGUGCAGAGCCAACUGCAGGCCUUCAACACCUACCGCACUGUGGAGAAACCCCCCAAGUUCACCGAGAAGGGUCACCUGGAGGUGCUGCUGUUCACCAUUCAGAGCCGAAUGCGCUCCAACAACCAGAAGGUGUUCGUGCCGCGCGACGGAGCGCUGCUGGCCGACAUCAACCGGGCCUGGGAGCGCCUGGAGAAAGCCGAGCACGGCCGCGAGGUGGCGCUGCGGGCGGAGCUGAUCCGGCAGGAGAGGUUGGAGCGGCUGGCAGCGCGAUUCGAAAGGAAGGCGGCCAUGAGGGAGAGCUGGCUGAGCGACAACCAGCGCCUCGUGGCACAGGACAACUUUGGCUCUGACGUGGCGGCGGUGGAGGCAGCGGUGCGGAAGCACGAGGCCAUGGAGACCGACAUGGCGGCCUACAGAGGGCGUGUGGAGGCGGUGAGCGCCGCGGCCGAGGAGCUGGAAGCCGAGCGGUACCACGACGUGAGGAGGGUGAUGGAGAGGAGGAAGAACGUGGGGAGGCUGUGGGACAUCCUGAGGAGGUCGGUGGAGGAGAGGAGAGAGAGGCUGCUGCUGCAUGUGGAGCUGCAGGGAGUGCUGAGGGAUCUGCAGCACCUGGCAGGGUGGAUGGAGGAGAUGGAGGCCCGGCUGCAGUCGCAGGAGCUGGGGAAGCACCUGCAGGCCGUGGAUGAGCUGCUGCAGCUGCACGCGUUGGUGGAGGCCGACAUUGCGGCGCAGGCGGAGCGCGUGCGGGCGGUGAGCAGUGCGGCGCAGCGCUUCGCCCGACCCACAGAGGGCUACAAACCCUGCGAUCCAGAGUUGGUUCGUGAGCGCGUGGCGAGGCUGGAGCAGCGCUACCGGCAGCUGACGGAGCUGGCGGCCCAACGCCGCGCCAGGCUGGAGGAAUCGCGGCGCUUCUGGAAGUUCUUCUGGGACGUGGGAGAGGAGGAGGCCUGGAUGCGGGAGCAGGAGAGGCUCCUCUCCUCCGAGGACGUCGGCCGAGACCUGACCAGCUCGCUGCGCCUCCUGAGCCAACACGCCGCCUUCCGGCACGAGCUGAGCGGCCGAGCCGGGCCAUUGCAACAGGCGUUGGCCGAAGGCCGGGCUUUGGUGGGCCAGGGGCACGCAGGAGCCCAGCGGGUGGGCGACCGCCUGCGGGAGCUGGAGGAGCGCUGGAGGGCGCUGGGGGAGCUGGCGGAGGAACGCGAGCGGCGCCUGCGGGACGCGGCCGCGCUCUUCCAGUUCCAAGCCGAGGCUGCCGACGUGGAGGGCUGGCUGGAGGACGCGCUGCGCCUGGCCGGCAGCCCCGAGUUGGGCCACGACGAGUUUUCCACUCGCAGCCUGGCUCGGCAGCACCGCGAGGUGCAGGAGGAGGUGAAGGGGCACCAACCGGCCAUCGCGGCGCUGCGGGAGCAGCUCGGGGCUCUGCCGGAGGGCUUUGCCGACGUGGCCGGCGUGGCCGGGCGGCUGCCGGCGUUGGAGCGGCGCUACCGGGAGCUGUGGGAGCAGACGGAGAGGAGGCGGACGGAGCUGCAGGACGCGCUCACCCUCUACACCAUGCGCAGCGAGGCCGACGCCUGCGGGCUGUGGGUGGGGGAGAAGGAGCAGUGGCUGCAGGCGCUGCUGGUGCCCGAGAAGCUGGAGGACCUGGAGGUGGUGCAGCAGCGCUUCGAGACGCUGGAGCCGGAGAUGAACAACAUGGCGUCCCGUGUGGCUGCCGUCAACCGCGUCGCCGACCAACUGCUGGCAUCCGAUCAGCGCAACCAGGAGAGCAUCCGCGCCACACGAGAGCAGCUCAACGCCAGCUGGGAGCGGUUCCGCUCUUUGGCCGACCGGAAGAAGGACGAGUUGAGCUCCGCUCUCAACAUCCAGAACUUCUACCUGGAAUGCAACGAAACCACGGCGUGGAUGAAAGAGAAAACCAAAAUCAUCGAGUCCACCCAAGGCCUCGCCAACGACCUGGCCGGCGUGAUGGCCUUGCAGUGCAAACUAUCCGGCGUGGAACGCGACCUGGACGCCAUCCAGGGCAAACUGUGCGACUUACGGCAGGAAAAGGAGAAGCUCUCAUCCGAGCACCCGGAGCAGGAGGCCGCCAUCUCCCAAAGGCUGACGGCCAUCGAGGCGCUGUGGGACGAGCUGUGCCUCUGCCUGCGGCGCCGCGAGGAGUCCCUGGGGGAGGCCAGCAAACUGCAGGGCUUCCUGAGGGAUCUGUCCUCCUUGCAAGGCUGGCUGAGCCGCACGCAGACGGCCGUGGCUUCCGAGGACGUGCCGGCAACGUUGGGUGAAGCCGAAGCGCUGCUGAGGCAGCAUGAGAGCAUCGGGAAGGAGAUCGAGCACUACGGGGACGAUUACCGCAGCGCCAGGGCGGUGGGGCGGGAGGUGACGCGGGGACAGACGGACGCGCAGCAUCUGUUCCUGCUGAGGAGACUGGAGGCCUUGGAUACGGGCUGGGAGGAGCUGGGGAGGAUGUGGGAGAACAGACAGCAGGUGCUGUCCCACGCCUUGGGAUUCCAGGUGUUCCUGAGGGACUCCAAGCAGGUGGAGGGCGUGCUGAGCACACAGGAGUUCGUGCUGUCGCACACGGAGCUGCCCAGCAGCCUGCAGGGCGCCCAGGCGGCCAUCAAAAAGCACGAGGACUUCAUGGCCACCAUGGAGGCCGGCAGCGACCGCCUGCAGGCUUUGGUGGCCGCCGGGCACAAAUUGGUGGCCGAGGGCGGCCCCCAUGCUGCUAAAAUCAGGGAGACCGUGGAGGAGGUGGAGAGGAGGUACCGCAGGAACCGCGAGGCAGCCCAGGAGCUGCUGGGGAAGCUGAGGAACAACGGGGAGCUGCAGCAGUUCCUGCAGGACGGGCAGGAGCUGAAGCAGUGGCUGAGCGAGAAGCUGCUGGCGGUGCAGGACGUCUCCUACGAGGAGGCCCACGACCUGCACAGCACCUGGCAGAAGCACGAGGCCUUCAGCGCAGAGCUGGCCUGCAGCAGGGGGUGGCUGGACAAGAUGGACCAGGAGGGACAGCGGCUGUCGGAGUCGCAGCCGGAGCUGUCCGCGGUGCUGACGGAGCAGCUGGGCGCGCUGAGGCGGCUUUGGGCCGAGUUGGAGGGCGCGGCGAGGAGCAAAGCGGGGCGGCUGCUGGACGCCAGCAGGGCGGAGCUGUGCGGGAGGAGCUGCGCCGAGCUGCGGGGGUGGCUCGGAGCCGUGGGGGAGCAGCUGAGAUCCGAGGAGUACGGCAAGGAUCUGAGCGGGGUGAAUCGGCUGCUGCAGAAACAGCAGCUGCUGGAGACGCAGACGGCGCUGCGGGAGAAGGAGGUGGAGGCGCUGCGGGCGCAGGGAGAGGCGCUGAGCGGGGCGGGGGGCGGCGCGGCGGCGCUGCGGGCGGAGGUGCGGGCGGUGCAGGAGCAGUUCGAGGCGCUGCGGGAGCCCCUGCGGGAGCGGCGGCGCCGCCUGAUGGCCUCCAAGGAGGAGCAGCAAUUCCAGCGCCACCUGCAGGACGAGAUCCUAUGGGUGAAGGAGCGCCGCCCCAUGGCCGUCUCCACCGACCACGGCAAGGACCUUCCCUCAGUGCAGCUCCUCAUUAAGAAGAACCAGACGCUGCAGAAGGAGCUGCAGGGCCACGAGCCGCGGGUGGAGGAGCUGCUGGGGCGGCGCGGGGAGGCGGGCGGGCGGCUGCAGGAGCUGCGGGAUGCCUGGAAGGAGCUGCGGCUGCAGGCCGAGCUGCGGCGACAGCGCUUGGAGAGCGCCCACGCAGCACAGCUCUUCUACUGCGACGCCGCCGAGGCCGAAGCGUGGAUGGGGGAGCAGGAGCUGCACAUGAUGGCACACGAGAAGGCCAAGGACGAGCUGAGCGCGCAGGCGCAGCUCAAGAAGCACCUGAGCUUGGAGGCGUCGCUGCGGGACUUCGGGCGCUGCGUGCAGCUGCUGGCGGAGCAGAGCAGGGAGCUGGCAGCUGGGGGGCACCCCGAGAGGGAGCGUCUGAGGCAGCGCCAGGCGCGGCUGUCGCGGCUGUACGCGGCGCUGCGGGAGCUGUGGGAGGAGCGGCGCGGGCGGCUGCAGGAGCAGCAGCGGCUGUGGCAGCUGCGCAGGGAGCUGGACGACGUGGAGCAGUGGCUGCUGGAGAGGGAGCUGGUGGCCGCCUCACACGAGAUGGGGCAGGACUACGAGCACGUCACGAUGCUACGGGACAAGUUCCGGGAGUUCACGAGGGACACGAGCAGCAUCGGGCAGGAACGCGUGGACGCCGUCAACGCUCAGGCGGCCGCUCUGAUCUCGGCGGGGCACCCGGACAACGCCACGGUGGCCGAGUGGAAGGACGGGCUGAACGAGGCCUGGGCCGACCUGCUGGAGCUGAUGGACACCCGGUCCCAAAUGCUGGCGGCCUCCUACGAGCUGCAGCGCUUCUUCCACGACGCCGGGGAGACGCUGGCGCAGGUGGAGGAGAAGCAGAAGCAGCUGCCGGGGGAGGUGGGGAGAGACCUGAACACGGCCGAGGCCAUGCAGCGCAUGCACGACGCCUACGAGCGCGACGUCCAGGCGCUGAGCGCGCAGGUCCGCCAGGUGCAGGAGGACGCGGCGCGGCUGGAGAAGGCGUACGCCGGCGAGAAGGCGGCCGAGAUCCGCCGGCACGAGCGGGCGGUGAGCGAAGCGUGGGCCGAACUGCGGCGCAGCUGCCAGGAGCGGCAGCGCCUCCUGCUGGACACGGUGGAGAAAUUCCGCUUCCUCCGCGCCGUGCGGGACCUCCUGCUGUGGAUGGACGGAGUCCGCCUGCAGAUCGAGGGCCAGGAGCGGCCGCGGGACGUUUCCUCGGCCGAUCUGGUCAUUAAGAACCACCAGAGCAUCCGGGCUGAGCUGGAGGCGCGGGCCGACAGCUUCGACGCCUGCGUGGCCAUGGGCACCGCGCUGCUGCACAAGGGGCACUACGCUGCCGAGAAGAUCUCGCAGCAGCUCUCCCACCUCCGUGAGCGCCGGCAGGACAUCGGUGCCCGCUGGAAGGAGAAGAUGGACUGGCUGCAGAUCGUGCUGGAGGUGCUGAUGUUCGGGCGCGAUGCCGGCAUGGCCGAGGCCUGGUUGGUGUCGCAGGAGCCCAUCGUGCGCUCGGCGGAGCUGGGAGGCAGCGUGGCGGAGGUGGAGAACCUGAUCAAAAGGCACGAGGGCUUCCAGAAGGCGGCCGCCGCCUGGGAGGAGCGCUUUGCUGCGCUGGAACGGCUCACCACGCUGGAGGAGAAGGAGCGGCGGCGGCGCGAGGAGGAGGAGGCGAGGAAGAGGAGACCCCCCACACCCCCCCCCCCAGCAGCCCGAGCCGGGGGGGUCCCCCCCACUGUGCCCCCUGGAGCUCAGAAUGGGGUGGGGGGAGGGGAAACGCAGCGGGCCCUGGCCCUGCAGAGCCACCCCCCAGAGAUGCCAGCAGUCAAUGGGAUCUGCCCGGACAGCGCUGCGCCUCAGGUGCCAUCGGGGCCAGCGCUGACCAAUGGGGCGCAGGAGAGGGGUCCCAGCCCGGGGGGGUCACCCCGAGGCCGCCCCCGAGGGGGGGUCCCGGCCCCCGACCCCUCCCACGCUGCCACGCUGCCCCCCCGCGCCCCCCCGGCCCCAGAGAGCCUGGAAGGGGGGCUGUGCCGGAAGCACGAGAUGGAGGCGCAGGGCAAGAAAGCCCCAAACCGGUCCUGGCAGAGCGUGUACUGCGUGCUGCGGGGGGGCAACCUGAGCGUCUACAAGGAUGCCAAGAGUGCCAGCCAUGGGGCCCCCUACCACGGAGAGCCCCCCGCCUGCCUGCGCGGCGCCCACUGCCACCCCGCCACCGACUACAAGAAGCGCAAACACGUCUUCAAGCUGGGGCUGAGCGACGGCAAGGAGUACCUCUUCCAGGCUAAGGAUGAGGCAGAGAUGAGUGCGUGGCUCCGUGUCAUCCAUGCCGCAGCCGCUCUGGUGCCGGGGGGGCCACGAGAGGGACCGCCGGCAGUGGGAUUGGUGCCGGGGGGGGGCAAAGGGAUGACGAGGGCGAUGAGCAUGCCCCCCGUGCCCCCUCCCCACGGCGAAGGCCCCCCCCCGCUGCGAGCCCGGGAGGGGAAGGAGAAGGAGAGGGAGAAGCGCUUCAGCUUCUUCAAGAAGAACAAAUAGGAGAGGGGGUGGGGGGGGCACAGAAAAUGAAGGGGGGUAAUAAAAAUGAGGGGUCCUGCAGAGCUGAUGGAGGGACACGGGUGGGGCAGCGCGGGUCCCCCCCCCCCGCCCCGAGCCGCUGUGCCUUCCUGCCCCGUGCUGGGGGUCCCUAUGAUGUCCCUGCGGCCCCACAGUGCUGUGCUGAACCCCAAAUAAAGUGGCUAUAGAGAA
Messenger RNA from Gallus gallus (chicken), 7460 nucleotides. RefSeq names its product spectrin beta, non-erythrocytic 2 (gene SPTBN2). Gene Ontology annotation, cellular component: cortical actin cytoskeleton; plasma membrane; spectrin. Gene Ontology annotation, molecular function: actin filament binding; structural constituent of cytoskeleton; phospholipid binding. The record is from RefSeq and is a predicted model, not a curated record. Gene Ontology annotation, biological process: actin cytoskeleton organization. NCBI's taxonomy places the organism in Eukaryota, Metazoa, Chordata, Aves, Galliformes, Phasianidae.